AUGCAGAAAAACCGAACGCCCAAAGAGCUCGAGAGCUUGAGACGAGAAUGCGAGAUCCAGAAGGACAUGCGUCAUCCAAACAUCAUACAAAUGCUCGAUUCUUUCGAGACGGACAACGAGAUAAUCGUAGUGACGGAGUACGUGGAAAAGGUGCUCCACGACAUACUGGCCAAAGCCGGCCAACUGUCGGAGGUCCGGGCCCAGGUGGUGGCCUGCGACCUCGUCUCGGCCCUGCACUACCUACACUCCAAGCGCAUACUGCACAGGGACAUGAAGCCGCAGAACGUACUGCUGGAUCCAAACGGUGUGGCCAAGCUCUGCGACUUUGGCUUCGCGAGGUGCAUGAACGACACGUGGGUCCUCAUGUCCGUCAAAGGAACGCCGCUGUACAUGGCCCCCGAGCUCAUCGAGGAGAUCCCCUACGACCACAACGUGGACUUGUGGAGCCUUGGUUGCAUUUGCUUCGAGCUGAUAACGGGGAAGCCCCCGUUCCAGACGACCUCCAUGCGCAAGCUCAUCGAGCUCAUCAGGAACGAGGACAUCAAGUGGCCCGAGAACAUCAGUGCCAACCUCACGAGUUUCCUUCAGGGUCUGCUGCAAAAAGAUCCAAGCCAGCGGCUCACUUGGCCCCAACUGCUGGAUCACCCGUUCGUCAAAGGCCGGAUUCUGACGAUCGACGAGGACGCCCCGCGCGCCCUUACCUCGCCACUUUCCGCUAGUCAGGCCCGCGCCAAGCAACAACAACUCCAGAGUCUGGCCUCUCGCUUCACCAGCCAAUCAAAAAAGCUGCUGGAAAAGCAGAUAAAGAAGAUCCACUCGCAAGUGAUGCGGAAGAGCGAGGCCAGCGGGUCCGAGUCGAGCGCCAGCGUGGACGUGCUCCUCAACAACCUGAGUCUCCGGGCCUCGCUGAGGAGUGACCUGCUCGCGGCCGACUACGCCAUCUGCGAGACCGACUGUCCCAUCGCCGAUGAGGACUUCAACGCCGACCAACAGCACCAGAUCUACAAGGCCGCCGAGGCACCACCUGCCGACAACCCUCUACUCGUACCUCCGCCGGCCUGUUGUCUGGCGGCACUGCAAGCGGCGAACCCGAGCCUGGCAGCCGAGUGGCUACUGGAUCACGCGAACGCGGCGGCGGCCACAGCUGGGGCAGCCGCUUGCUGCCUGGCGGGCAAAAAUACCUGCAGGUCCGAGUCCUGCUGCUGCCUGUCGGCCGCCAACACCUCGACCUCGCCCAGUUGUCUCAAGAACUUGCUCGAAGAGGAAGACGACGAGGUCCUCCUGGAUGAUGUCGGCGAGUCCAAGCAAACCACCAACGCGUCGUCCAUCAGACUGAGCAGCGAGAGACACGUGGAUCUCGACACGAACAUGGCCGAAAGACAAGCGAGGUUGAAAAACUGGACGGCCACGGAUCUGGAGCAGCCGAUCGAGAACGAGGAGUGGAUGGUCUUCCUGCAACGAUCCAUGGAAGAGAUGAUGGACGGCGAGAUAGACACCCUGCUGCAGGACAAUUGCGUCUCGGUGUUCGUGUCGACCUUGAAGAAUCCCGGGGCGAGUUGUCGGGUCCACGAGUACGUGGCGUGCUUGCUCUCCCUGCCCUUUGUCCUCGACUGCGUCACCGCCGACGACCUCGAGAGGAUCCAGCGUGUCUACUUGGACGCAAGGGUCGUGCCGAGCCUCGUCUACGCGGUCAAGCUUCUCAUGGCCGAGAAGAACCACCCGACCACCGACACCUCCACCUCCACGGCCAACAGGUCGAGGUUCACCUGCGCCCUCACGCCCGACGAAUUGCAGGCGUUGGAAAGCACGGUGUUGAUCCUCUGUCGACUGGUUCACGCGAAGAAGGAGUUCCUCGGUCAGUUCUGCGACGCGGUGUUCCUCGUCGCCGACGGGCUCGACAUGUUACAGCAGCUGCUCAAGUUGGAAAGGCGGCGGCCUAGGAUAGUGGCCGACCUGGUGGCCAUACUGUCGGAGGUAUUGCGCUCCGAGACCGGCAACACCGACCUCGUCGGUCAGGUACUCUUGAGGGCUCGGUCCACAGACGAUCUGGUGGAUCUAUUCACGAAGCUCAUGACGCACAGACAGAGCAAGAUGCGGACGCGCGUCUGUGUUUUGAUUUUGCUGCUCGGGAAGUUUAGUAGGGACACGUUGCAGCGCAUCUGGGGAAAAUCACUGAGGACCCUGCUCGAGAACCUCGUGGAGGACAGGGACGAAUCUGUUCGAAGCGCUGCCACCAACGCAACGUCGUCGCUGAAGCAGCUACCCUUUUACAAUCAAGAGAAAGACACUUGGAGCGUUAUUGAUACUUGA
This is a messenger RNA of Copidosoma floridanum, 2310 nucleotides long. RefSeq names its product serine/threonine-protein kinase fused-like. Gene Ontology annotation, molecular function: ATP binding; protein kinase activity. The record is from RefSeq and is a predicted model, not a curated record. NCBI's taxonomy places the organism in Eukaryota, Metazoa, Arthropoda, Insecta, Hymenoptera, Encyrtidae. Gene Ontology annotation, biological process: smoothened signaling pathway; protein phosphorylation. Gene Ontology annotation, cellular component: cytoplasm.